AUGCCUUCCCCGCACGUGCCAUUGAAUCAUCUUCCGACUCUGAGGGAAGGAGGCACUCAUCCUCUGCUUCCCAAAUUCCAAAACCCCGGCCUCGAGAUUGCCGGUGUUGUGCUUGGGGUCCUUCCCCUCGCCAUUGAGGCCCUUGAGAAAUAUGGCGAGGUAGCCCGGCGCCUCAAUCACUUUUACAAGAUCAGGACGGAAUACCAGGAAUGGCAUCGGCAACUAAAGUACAACCUCCUCUUAUACGAACGAAAUCUCAAAGAGCUGCUUCUUUCUCUCAUGAUCGACGACGAAACGGAAAAGGACAAGAUCCCCGACCUCAUCAAGGACCCGUUUGGGACUUGGUGGACCGAGCCCAAGACAGCCCGCCUCCUGCAGGAACGCCUCCGCGAUGGCUAUGAGGUGUAUAUGGAUUGCAUUCAGGUGAUCAAGCAGGUCAUGGAAGCCAUUGUUCAAGAGCUUGCUUUGCGUAACCCGUCAGUUCAGAGCAUGAUGAACGCAUCUGGGGAGGCUACAAUAAUUGCACGAUUGAAGGCGCUGAGAGAAAGCGACAAUUGGUCGUUCCAAAGGUUCAGAUUCACGUUUGCCUUCAAGGGCGAUGAGAAGCGAACCCGUCUGUUCAGCAAAUUGGAAGAUUACAACAGAAAACUCCGGGACCUUCUCGCGGGCAGCGACAGACUCCGAGACCUCUCCGCUCAAAUUCCUGUUGCGGCUCAGCCAAAAACUGCCGCCAUCGACACUGCGCUCUGUAACUUUUGGGUAACAGCCGACAAAUUCUUCCACACCAUUGCCUCAAGCUGGAACUGCCGAUGCAAGACCCACUGCGCGAAUCUCCUUUUACGACAUCGGAGCGAUGCUACGCCCGAAUUUGAGGUACUGUUCACGAAGGAACAGCCAUCUCUGACAACAUGGAAUGCCCGGAAAACGAAGAUUGUUGGGAAAAACGGUCUCAACUCCGAGCCAGAAGAGGAGGCCCAAACUCGGAUGAGCUUGCCGAUACACACGCCAUCCCACAAGGACAGCCGUCCACUCAAGUCCGCGCUGGGAAAUCCUAAAAAAGGAAAGGGAAAAACUGCAAUGUUCUCAGGAUCUCAAGAAGUGACCAUUGGAUCUUCAACAACAAUGACUCUCGUACAAGUGAAGCAAAAAGACGAGAUCACCAUCGCCUCCACCGGUUACACCACACGCACAACCUCACAGCAGAUCAUCCACUGUCUCUGCACCGCCUUGGAAACACCACAAGUCUCAUCCGAAAUCCCAGACGAGCAGGAGUCCAGCUACGGCUACCUCGUUAGCAAAGACAUUGCAUACCACAUCUACGACGUCCCCUACUACCGCCCGACCCAGCAUCACAUCGCUAUCACUCUACAGGACAUCAUUGAUGCAGAUCUUUUCCAGAAUCUUGAACGCAGACAAAGAUUCUCCCUAGCCCUAACCAUCGCCUCCUCCUUCGUUCAGCUUCUCGGUUCUCCCUGGCUUCCCACAACAACAAUCACUAAAACGGGCAUCAUCUUCCUCGUAGAUCCAAACUCUACCGCACACUUACUCGCUGAAGACGAACCGGCCUUUUUGAACGAACCCUACGUUCAACACCCCUUCGUGGGCAAAAACCCGAGCCACAAGCACGGACCGCACAUGCCGAAAGGCACCUCUUUCGACCAACUAGGCAUCAUCCUCCUCGAACUUUGCUUCGGAAAGCGCCUCAGAGAUCAACCCUGCCGGCGGCGGUACGAUGACAAGUUCGCCGCAUCUAACGAUGACUUGCGAGCAAUUUAUGACGUAGCUGCGGCGAAAGAUUGGCAGGGUAAAGUCCUGGGAGAGGCAGGACCAGAUUAUGCGGCUGCGGUGAAUUGGUGUUUAGGGGGAAAUCGGGGUUAUUCUGGCAGCAAAGUGAACCACCGGGAUAAUUAG
Molecule: messenger RNA, 1911 nt
Organism: Neurospora tetrasperma FGSC 2508
Lineage: Eukaryota; Fungi; Ascomycota; Sordariomycetes; Sordariales; Sordariaceae
Exons: 4
Coding region: 1-1911 (636 amino acids)
Source: RefSeq, a predicted model, not a curated record